GCUCUGACAGGUCACAAACGUUUGUUGUCAAAAUAGUUUCACGCCAGCCAGCUUUGAAACAACAGCAAAAUAAAUAAAUAAAUAAAGAUCAAAACAUUUCCUAAUAAGGUCGAUGGUAACGCAAACACGAAAACGUGCAUUUUUCUGUAGUGGGGGCAAAAGAUCCCCUUUUUUUUCUUUCUUGGGCUGUACGGUUUUAGAGUGAAGCGCAGUUUAUGACCAGAGAAACUGCUGCAGUAGCUGAAAAACUCAGGACUUUUGCAGAACAGCGUGUGCACUCUCAGUUUUGGGCCAACAGCUGGUUUAACCCCCUCAAAGCAUCAAGCUUUCUGAAUACUAAACAGAAACAGGUUCCACUUGAAUUGCCUGGAGUUGGCAUUCUCUGCUCUUUCACUGCAUUGUGAGACCUCAAAGGGGACCUAGUGGAAAAGGAAACCAUGGGGGAUGUUCAACUUGUAACAUCAACUCGAAUCUCAAAAACCACCGUUAACCUGGGGAGACCAUCUCCAAGCAGCAGUACUCUCCCAACUGAGCCUCCAGCCUUCACCCUUCCUCCGAGGAACGCCCGCAUUGCCCUUGGAGGGACAGCCAGGCUUGAUGGAAAGGUCCGGGGGUAUCCAGAACCCCAGAUUACAUGGUACAAAAAUGGUAAGCCAGUGCUAGCAGGAGACCGCAAUGGGAUUGAACAAAGUGCCCGGGGAACUUUCAGUCUGGUAAUUAAAGACGUUCAAGAAGAGGACGGUGGAAAAUAUACCUGCAAGGCUGUUAAUGAUGGGGGUGCUCGGCAAGUGACUGUUGAGCUGACAGUAGAAGCAGGUAAUGCAAGGCAGAAAUAUAAUUUGCCGUCCACCAGCAAAUCAUCAGGUGGUAGAUUUGGUGUCCCGUCAAUUGACAGCAGGCCAAGCAUCUGGGGAGAGAGUCCACCAAAGUUCGUAACGAAACCAUCACGGCUUAUUCUCAAGGAUGGUCAGAGUGGCAAAUUCUCAGCUAAGAUUACAGGGCGGCCUCAGCCUCAAGUGAUCUGGCUCAAGGAUGAUGCUGAAUUGAAGCAAAGUGAUCAUUUCAAUCUGUUCGAGAAAUCAGGAAUUCACUUUUUAGAAAUCCGAGAUGCACAACCAGAGGAUUCUGGAAUGUAUACGUGUUCCGUGGUGAAUAGUGCUGGAAAAGCUUCAGCAUCGGCUGAGCUCACUGUUCAGAGUUCAGAUACUAAAUCAGGCAUCAUUUCAGCAAAGCCAUCUGCCAGAGUCAUAAAAACUGAGGAAACAUCUGAAUCCCAGCACACAACAGCAAAUGGCAUAAUAAAGCAACAGAAGUCCACUACAACAGCAGUGAAGACUGAACCCAAAGAGACUCUGACCACAAUGAGAGCUAUCAGCAGGGAGUCCAAUGUGCUGACACAAAGGAAAGCAGAGCCAGUGAAAAAAGCCUCUGCGGCAGAACCCAAGAAGUCAUUGGUUGAUCCAAAGGCAGAGGUGAGAAGAUCUGAGGUUCAGCAGAAGACAGCGAGCACCAUUACACUUCAAUCAGUAAAAGUUAAUCAGAAAACAAAGGCAGAUGUAAAACCAGCCCCCGAUCCAAGGGCUGAGGCUGCCAAGAAGGUGACGCAGCAGGUGACAGUAGAAAGCAGAAUAACUUUCCAGGCAAUCCAAGGUGUGACCAAGGAACCUGGGAAGCUGCGAGAAACCAGCAAAAUAACAGCAGAGCAGAAAUGGGAAACCAAAGGGUCUCCUCCAAAGUUCGAGAUUCAACCACAAAGCCUGGAUGCUCUGGAAGGUCAAGAGGUCACAUUUAAAAGUAAAGUUUCAGGAAGUCCACAACCUGAUGUCAAGUGGAUUAGAGAUGGCAUUCCCCUGAGGGGUAAAGCAGGUCUAAAGAUAUAUGAAGAAGGCAGCAUGUAUUGUCUUUCCCUAGCCCAAGUCCACAAAGAUGAUUGUGGCCAAUAUAGCUGCACAGCAAUAAACAACAGAGGACAGGCCUCUUGUACUUGGACACUGAAUGUGAAAAGCCCAAAAGUGGAGGGAAAGGCCCCGUUUGUCACCAUUCCUUUGAAGGGGUGCACAGUGAGUGAAGGGCAAGAUUUUGUGUUGCAGUGCUCUGUUGAGGCCAACCCCGCGCCUCAGAUUACCUGGUUAUUAAAUGAUAACACUAUCCAGUACGCACAUGCAACUUUUGAAAAUGGAGUGGCCAAACUGAUAAUUCAGGAUGCGUUACCUGAGGAUGAUGGUUUAUAUACCUGUGUGGCGGAGAACAGCUGUGGAAGAGCAACUUGCAGUUCCAAAGUAGUCAUAAAAGAAAAGAAGGCAGCUAAAAGGGAAGAAGCGAACAAGACCUUCCCUCCUGUGGUCUUGAAAGCCCUGACUGAUAUGAGAGUCAUGGAUGGAAGUCAAGUCCGAAUGACUGUUGAAGUGACAGGUAAUCCACAACCUGAAAUUGUUUGGCUUCAUAAUGGAAAAGAAAUACAGGAGUCAGAAGACUUUCAUUUUGAUAAGAAAGGGAAUGAAUACAUCCUAUACAUUCAAGAGGUCUUCCCAGAAGAUACUGGGAAAUACACGUGUGCGGUUUGGAAUGAGCUUGGAGAGACACGGUCUGAGGCAACAUUAACUGUGCAAGAGCCUCAGGACGGUGUUCAGCCCUGGUUUAUUAGCAAACCGAAGUCUAUAACAACAAGUCUUGGCCAGCACACUCUGCUCUCCUGCGCUAUCGCUGGGGAUCCCUUCCCAGAUUUCCAGUGGCUUAAAGAUGGACAGGAGAUAGUUUUGGAAGAAGACUGUGAAAUCCUUCAAAAUGAAGACCUGGUUACGCUGUUAUUCAGGAGCGUUCAACCUCACCAUGCAGGAGAAUAUGAAAUAAAACUGAAAAACCCCAUUGGGGACUGCAGCUGCCUUGUGUCUCUGUUGGUUAGAGAAGGUUUGCUGUCCAGUGAGGAGACUCACCAAACAGAUCCAGAGAAAGAGGCUGACCAUUUCGGAGAAGAAGGAGAAGGUGAAGUCACUCAUGGAACUGUAAGGCUUGGUAGAUCUGGUACUGCCAGAAAGAGCCCUAGAGAUCUCAAAGACACGGGAUACGAGGCAGAUGUCAGAGGGCUGCUGAAAAGGAGAGUGGAAACCAAGGAACACUGUGAGGAUAAGAUCAGGCAGCAAGAGGCUGAGCAAGUUGAUUUCCGUACUGUUUUGGGAAAGAAAGUCACAACGAAAAGCAUUUCUGAGGAGGACUUAAAGGAAUUAUCAGCUGAGCAAAUGGACUUCAGGGCUAACCUCCAGCGACAGGUCAAACCCAAGACCUUGUCUGAAGACGACAGAAAAGUCUACAACUCACAGCAGGUUGACUUUAGGGCAGUACUGGGUACAAAAUCAAUUCCAAAGGUUUCAACUCCGGAGAAAAGUCAAGCUAAGAACGCAGCACCGGAUUUUAGAUCUGUGCUGGGAUUAAAAAAGAAACCGCCUGUUGAGAACAACAACAACAACAACAACAACAACAAUGACAACAGUGCAGGUAAAAAAGAGGUCCAAAACUCCCAGCCUGACAACAAGGAGCAGAAGAAUGAUGUGAACUGUGAACAUGGAUGCCCUGUGGUAGAUGGUGGGAUUAUUGGAAAGAAAUCUAACAAUAUAGGGAAGGAACCUGUGUUUAUAGAGCAGUUAGGUGACACUCGUGUAACUGAUGGGGAACGUUUGCGUCUACAAUGCCAGGUUGCUUCAGCUCCACCUCCGGUUGUUACCUGGAGUUUAGAUGGAAAAGUCAUCAAAUCGUCCAAGUUCAUUGUCCUGGCCCAGGAAGGAGGUGUUUGCUCCCUCACAAUCGACAAGGCCCUGCCUGAAGAUGAAGGCCAAUACAAGUGCAUAGCUGAAAAUUCUGCUGGGAGAGCCGAGUGCUGUUGCUUGGUCCAUGUAGAUGAUCCUUCUGAUACAAAUCCUUCAAAACUAUCUGAUAAGAAUGCCAAAAAACCCAAAAGCACGCCUUCAACUCCAACAACAGAAAAGGAAGCUACAAUAAAGAGGAAACCAGCUCCAAAGACACCUCCUAAAUUAGCUAUCCCUCCUCAGAUACUUCAGUUCCCUGAUGAUAUGAAAGUUCGUGCUGGGGAACCUUUAGAUUUGUUCUGCAAGUUUGGGGGAACACAGCCCAUCACCUGCACUUGGCUAAAAUUUAAAAAACAGAUUGAAGAGAAAGGACCCGUAAAAAUAGAAAACACAGAGACCACCAGCAAACUAACCAUCUCUCCAACGAAACCCGAACACUGUGGAUUUUAUAUAUUACAGUUAGAAAAUAAGUAUGGCAGCCGACAAGCUCAGAUCAACAUCACAAUUGUUGAUAAACCUGAACCUCCAGCUGGAGUCCCAUGUGCAUCAGAUAUCCGAAGCUCUGCCCUAACCUUAUCAUGGUAUGGUCCCACAUACGAUGGUGGAAGCGCAGUGCAGUCAUACACCUUGGAAAUCUGGAACUCCGUGGACAAACAAUGGACAGACCUGGCCACUUGCUGUAGCACUUCUUACAAUAUCCAGGACCUUCUGCCUGAUAGGGAGUACAAAUUCCAACUACGAGCUGCUAAUGUAUAUGGAGUCAGUGAGCCAAGCCAAGAGUCUGACUUGGUUAAAGUGGGGGAAAAGCCAGCAGAAACUAAAGGAGAAGAAGCAGAACUUUCUGAUGAUGAUGCUGACAAAGAUCCUGAGCCAGAAUAUCGAAAUGUUACUAUUAAUACAAAUCAAAAGGUCAAUGAACUUUAUAACAUUGAAGAAAGACUUGGCACGGGAAAAUUCGGACAAGUAUUCAAACUGUCUGAAAAGAAAACUGGAAAAAUUUGGGCAGGAAAAUUUAUAAGAGCAUAUUCAGCUAAAGAUAAAGAAAAUGUGAGACAAGAAAUACAAAUCAUGAACGACCUGCAUCACCCAAAACUUGUACAGUGCAUAGAUGCAUUUGAAAGUAAAGCUGACAUUGUCAUGGUUAUGGAAAUUAUUUCUGGAGGAGAGCUCUUCGAAAGAAUCAUUGACGAAGACUUUGAGUUAACGGAAAGAGAAGUUAUCAAGUACAUGCAGCAGAUUACCGAUGGGGUUCAGUUCAUCCAUCAGCAGGGGAUCGUGCAUCUGGACCUGAAACCAGAGAACAUCAUGUGCGUCAACAAGACAGGCUCAAGAAUCAAGCUCAUUGAUUUUGGACUUGCCAGACGAUUAGAAAACUCGUCGUCACUCAAAGUUCUUUUUGGAACUCCAGAAUUUGUGGCUCCAGAAGUUAUAAACUAUGAGGCAAUUGGAUAUGUAACAGAUAUGUGGAGCAUUGGAGUCAUUUGCUAUAUCUUGGUCAGUGGACUUUCUCCUUUUAUGGGAGAUAAUGACAAUGAAACCUUGUCCAAUGUUACAUCAGCUACUUGGGACUUUGAUGAUGAUGCUUUCGAUGAGAUCUCAGAAGAAGCCAAAAAUUUCAUUAGCAGCCUGUUAAAGAAAGACAUGAAGCGUCGUUUGACAUGCAGCCAAUGCAUUCAACACCCGUGGCUGCAGAAAGACACAAAGAACAUGGAAGCCAAAAAACUGUCAAAGGAGAGGAUGAAAAAAUAUAUCCUCAGAAGAAAAUGGCAGAAAACCGGUCAUGCAGUAAGAGCGAUUGGAAGACUCUCGUCUAUGGCAAUGAUUUCAGGCCUCAGCGGGAAAAAAGGAGGCUCUCCUGUGAGUCCACCAAUCUCAGACAAGUUUGUAACAGAAGAUGAUUUUCCCAAGCAGUUUCUUGAAGCCCUUGAUGAAGAAAGAACUAAUGCCAAGCCGUACUUCAGUACAGUCAUUAAAGAUGUGGAAGUGGUGGAAGGGAGUGCGGCGAGAUUUGAUUGCAAAAUCGAGGGUUUCCCUGAUCCUGAAGUGGUGUGGUAUAAAGAUGAACAGCCUAUCAAAGAAACUCGCCAUUUCCAGAUCGACUAUGAUGAGGAAGGAAACUGCUGUUUGGUCAUCUCGGAUGUCUCUGGUGAAGAUGAUGCCAAAUACACUUGCAAAGCUGUGAACAGCCUGGGGGAAGCAACCUGCACUGCUGAGCUCAUAGUAGAGGUCAUGGGAAAGGAGGAGGAGGAGGAGGAGGAAGAGGAAUGAGACAGGACUGAAGCACUGGCACCAAAUUUACUUUUAUAAGACACUCACUUUUUUACAAACUGACCGACUGUUUCAUGGACUAAAUGCACUAAGAACACCCUAUGCUAUUUUUGGACACUUUCUUUGUUAUGAAAUGGUAAUAACAGAUAUUAAGGGCCUGGUUUUCCAGUGGGCAAAUGCCUGUUUAAUCUUGAGUGGUAAUUUACCUGCAAUUUACCCAUAGUAGAAAAUAUAGGCCCAGAUGUUGAUAUGAAAAUGGUGAUGUCUUUAACAUCCCAGCUAUUGUUUGAUUCCUUAAUAUAGUUACAUCUAUUUGGGAUACACUGGUGUUAGGCAACCAGACUGAAUGAAAACUAUUUUAUAAAAAUAGGAAAACUGUAAAAGAUUAUUAUUAUUAUAUAUUUUUUAAUCUCAACAUUAUGAUGUUUGGUAUUACCAGAACUUUUAUUUGCAUUUCUUUAAUUUUUUUUAAUGCUGUAGUCCACACAUAUUAUACUUUGUGCAUCAGUUCUGAAAUAUGAAAUCAUGCAAUUCAUUUUUCAAGAGGUUUUGCCUUUUAAAUGGCAAAAUAUUAUUAAUGGUAUUGAAUUAUGAAACUAAUUAUACUAUUAGAGGUGUAUGUAGACCACAUUGUUUUAGUUUUUUUCUUAAGUAUCAGUAUGACAAAAUGUAUCAGUUUGAUAGACUGUAGAUUUCAGUAGUGAGAGCACCACAGAUGUUAUCAUUUACUGUUAUUAUAUCACAAAGCAUGUUGUUUGCACAGUGAAUUGCAGAAUAUUUUAUUAUGUGUAGCGGGAAUAAGGUGGUGGACCUUUGGAAUCACUUAGAAUUCAAAGCAAACAUGGCUUUUUCAAUAUAAAACAAAAAUCUACAUUACACUAUCCCUGCCACAGCUGAAAAAAUAGGGACUUUUCAAAGAGUGCAUAUUUACUUAUUCAGCUUUCAGAACUGCCUUGUACAUUCCCCUGUACUUACUACAGCAUAGUAUACACAAGGGCAAACAAGUUGUUUAUUUUCCGCGACUGCCUGUCCAUAUACUGUGCUUUAGUACACUUUGCUUUGUUUUUACUACUGUACACAUCAGCUUAAACUAUAAAAUUAACCUUUAAAAGGCUCUGAUGAAUGUACUGAUUACAUUACAGUUUUGGUUUUAGGCCUUCUAGAUACAAGUUAAUAACUUCAUUUUACUUCUUGAAGUGUAAAACUCUUAGUUGCAGGAUAACUUUUUAUUAACUAACUGUUCUGCAUUUAACCAGUUUCUUUUAUUUAUAUCUUGCUUUUUUAAAUGUGUGAUUUGUCUUGCGAAUGGGCAUUUAUGAAAACCAUGUUAAUUUGGAGCAAUGGAAGAUUAAA
This is a messenger RNA of Acipenser ruthenus (sterlet), 7421 nucleotides long. Its product is annotated as myosin light chain kinase, smooth muscle-like. The record is from RefSeq and is a predicted model, not a curated record. The transcript is spliced from 33 exons. Bases 438 to 6068 code for a protein of 1876 amino acids. Lineage: Eukaryota; Metazoa; Chordata; Actinopteri; Acipenseriformes; Acipenseridae. Gene Ontology annotation, biological process: protein phosphorylation. Gene Ontology annotation, molecular function: ATP binding; protein binding; protein kinase activity.